Messenger RNA from Ylistrum balloti, 6834 nucleotides. Its product is annotated as FERM domain-containing protein 4A-like. Gene Ontology annotation, cellular component: cytoskeleton. Gene Ontology annotation, molecular function: cytoskeletal protein binding. The coding region runs from base 1455 to 5060 and encodes 1201 amino acids. The transcript is spliced from 22 exons. NCBI's taxonomy places the organism in Eukaryota, Metazoa, Mollusca, Bivalvia, Pectinida, Pectinidae. Gene Ontology annotation, biological process: establishment of epithelial cell polarity. The record is from RefSeq and is a predicted model, not a curated record.
GCUGGCUCUUUACACAGUGUGGGGAGCUGUAGGUAGAGGAGGGUUUACCUCCAGCAUACCUGACUGAAGUUUCGGGUUGGUGAAGGGUAGCUCUUCAAUGUAAAUCAUCUAACAAGGCCAACUGAUAUGUGUUCAGUUAAACAAGAGAAAUGAAAUAAUCGUGUUUUCGUGAUGAAGUCGAGGAGUUGACUGGAAAUUAUGUCAUAGCAGCAGUGAUAAUUGAAGUAGUGGAGGUGCCGACAGAGAUACAGCGACAGUGAUGUAAGGAAUAAGCAUGGAAGUUAUAUGACAAUUCCAAGCACGGACACAUUGUUUUGCUUAUAGAUGAAGUAUUGAGUGGUGAGGAAUUUAAGUGUUUUUGCCAUGGCUGUGUAAUAGACAUGCUCCAGGCAGUUGAGAAAAUACAUAUUUUUUUGAGUGAUUUUAACAGGUAGCCUGUAAACUCUGGGCUAUAACCUAACAAUUUCACAUCCUAACAGGAUCUCACAAUAAAACGUGUUGGAUACCUGAAUGAGAUAGCUCAAGUACAAUGGACCAUGAGAAAUAUGUGACUUUAGUUAUAUUUAUAAGCCUGUGACACACACACAGGUAUUUAUAUUGGUGUGAACCAUUUAGAAUUUAAAUCAUAUUGAACUUAAUACUUUGGAAUGCUUUGGAGACGAGGACGGAUCACCAUUUGAAUGGUAUAUUGAUUUUUUCAAGGAUUCCAGGUAAUUAAUUCUUUAUGGUGUAGAAUAGAGUGUUACGUAGAUGUUUAUAAUUUACCUGUACACGCUAAGACAAAUAGGAUUGGAGAGGAUUUUCUACAUUCAUUGACCAGAUAUGCGUGUUUGAAGAAGUGUCACAGAUGAUUUGUUUGCCAAUGGAGAUGAAUGGCAUGUUUGAGUGUUGGCGGUGUGGAUGAUUGCUGGAGCGGCAUACACAUACACACCACGGACUUCUACUCCUCUCAGGUCAAUACUAGUAUGAUAACCUACCUGUCUACCAGGUAAUUCCCCCAGGAUAGAGGGGUUUGUUCUCAGGAGGAAGUUGUAAGAGAUUAUGACGUCCUUGUGUCCAUAGACUUGUGUAUACUUAUAACGGGAUGAAGUCAUACCUUGUGCUUCCAAAAAUCAAGUGGACUGUCACAAAUCUGACAUUCCAAACUUAUGCCUAUGCUUAACUACAAUUCACCGGUUCAUGACGGGGAAGUGUGGUCUUUUUCAUUCAUGACGACUUGAGUAAUACUGCCUUUUAUGAGGGGCGUGUGAUCAGGAUGUUUGUUAUCUUGACAAUAAGACUAUUGUAUGACAGUCUUUUGCACUUGUAACAUUAUGAUUGCAAUCAGCAUAGCUUGUACAAUGAAAGCACGACAGCAGUUCUGUUUAAAACCUAUUUAGGAAUGAUGAGGACCCCAAUAUGAUUCUGCUGUAGUUUUGCCUGGGAUUAUUAAGUGGUAAAAUCACACUGCCUGGAUGAAGGAUAAAAUGCCGAGCAAAGGCAAAAAGAAGGUGGGAUUUGCAGAGGACCUUCCGGAUAGUCCAGAAUCUGGAGGUCGAGAAGGACGGAGUAGAUCUCGCUCUCGAUUCCGUGUCCGCAGAUCUAAGUCUCAAGAUGUUAAGUCAACAACCCCUAAGGAAAAUAUUCCCCGAAAGCGGGAACACAGCUUGGUGGCCCUGGUACGAACAGGGUCCAGGAACUCUGUACGGCACCUCGUCAAGAUGUUUGAGACUAAAACCUACACGAUGAAUGAGGGCAGAAAAAGUCAAAUUGUACUGCCAGAUGAAAGGAUAUUGGAUAUUCUUAUACAGCCAAAAUUGAACACAAAAGACCUGUUAGAUCUGGUAGCAUCACAUUUUAAACUAAAAGAGAAAGAAUAUUUUGGGAUUUAUUAUCUUGAUGAGACAUCUCGAGGGAACCAUAACUGGCUGAACCCUGAUAAACGAGUACUGGAACAUGACUUCCCUAAGAAAGUCAACAUAUUAGUUCUAUUUUUUGCAGUUCGAAAUUAUGUCGAAACCAUUGCCAACCUUCGGGAUGCAGCUACCGUAGAAUUGUUUUACCUCAAUGCGAAACAAGCAAUAUUCACAGGCCAGAUUGAAUGUGACACUGAGACUGUGUUUGAGUUAGCAGCCUAUGUACUACAGACUAACUAUGGAGAUUAUGUAGAUGAUGCCACCACGCGGGAUGACCUUAGAAAACUGCCUGUGAUACCUACCAGUGCCUUGAAGGAGCACCCUUCCAUAGCAUACUGUGAGGAACGAGUUAUUGAAUACUACAAGAAACUUGUGUGCACCUCCAGGGGUCUGUCUAUUGUAAAUUAUAUGAGCAUAGUGGAAGCACUGCCUACAUAUGGAAUACACUAUUACGAAGUAAAGGAUAAAAAGGAGAUUCCUUGGUGGUUAGGAGCAAGCCACAAGGGGAUAUCAGUGUAUGACAAGACAGACAAAACAACACCUAGAAAGAUAUUUACAUGGAAGCUUUUAGAAAAUCUAUACUACAGAGAUAAGAAAUUUUCGAUUGAAGUCCAUGAUCCAAAACGAGUGUCAGUGAGUCGGCGGACAUUUGGUCCAGGGAAUGUUGUUGUCCAUGCUUGGUUUGGGGCCACACCACAGCUGACAAAAUGUAUCUGGUCUAUGGCCGUAGCACAACACCAAUUCUAUCUCGACCGCAAACAUAGCAAGGUUAACCUUCCUUGUGUGCGGAGUGUCAACGAAAUUGCUGCCGAGUUGUCACGGAGUACAACAUCUCUAGGCUCACUUGGGUCAGACGGGAUAAGUCGCAGCGGCAGCUCAGCUAGUCUACCGAGUCUGUCCACGUCCAGAUUUGACUUGAACAUCCCAGAGCACGUAGACGCACUGAAGGCCCAGAGGGAGAUGUACCAGGCUUUGAAAGCCCGCCGAGAGGCUCUUGAGGAAUCCCUCCGUAAGCGUACAGAGGAACUGAAGCUUCUCUGCAUCAAAGAAGGGGAGUUGACUGGUAAGCUUCCGAAGGAGACCCCCCUGGCCCCUGGAGAGCAGCCCCCACAGAUUCGCAGACGUGUAGGAACAGCUUUUUCCUUAUCCACCAAGAAUGAUGAUGACCAGGUGUCAAGUAUUGAGUUGGAGUAUGAGCUCCAGAAGCAGAUCACCAGCGCUGCCCACAAGCUGUCCCAGGACAAGAAUGUCAGCAAAUACGUCCGCAAGCAACGACGCCAGUCCUUCCAUCGUGCUCAGACCAAGCUCAAGGAGAUGGAGAAGAAGCUACAAGAGAGCCAGCGGGAGGCUGGUUUGGCCGAGGUGACCCCAUCAACACCAUCAUAUGAUGAUUUAGAAAGUCCUACAAAGUCUCCAGAGCAACUUCGUCGCCAACAGGAAUAUGAUCGGGAGGGUGAUUUGGACUUCCCUCCUAUGAUGCAGAGAUCUGCCACGGCCAGAGAACUAUCACCAACACAAAGCUCUCCUGCACAACUCAGUCCUACCCUCAGCAGUCCCCAGCUGUGUGGAGAGGGUCGUGGCCAAUAUAACAGAAAGGUCUGUUCUCCAGUAUUGGCCAAUCGCUCACAGUCCUCAGGAAGCAACAUGUCUAACCAGUCAGAGUAUGAGAAUGUUCGUGGCUAUAACCGCUAUGACAGUCAGGAUAGCGGGUUCAGCUCAGCAAAUAACAUGUAUAACUUAAUGACUCAACGUACGUCACACUAUGAUAGUACGGACGAGAUCAAGACACCCACCAACAAGGAGCCACACCCUGAUACUGACAGUGUGUUUAGUAAUGACAGAAUUGUGCAGUCCAAACAUGGUAGUUUGGAUGGUAGCUAUAGAAAAUCAUUGACUUCUCAACAAAGUUACGGAAGCUUAGAACGAAAUUCUAAAAAAAGGGAUCAACAUCCCAGUAAUCGACCGCGAGAUAGACAGCAUAGUGACAGUGACACUCAUAUUCCUGUUGUAGAUUUAGAACCUUCUAAAUAUGGGAGUAAACGAUCCUCACAAUCGGAGUACGACUUGACAACGCCAAGAAACAGUGUAGUUGAGGUGCCUGUAUCGCAUGAGGAGUAUCACUCAACGUCGCAGAAGCCAGAGCAUAGCUGGCAGGACACGGCACAAACGGAGCCGUCUCCUAUUGUGCAGAGCCCUCAACACAUGCGACAGGAGAGUAAAGACAGUGUUUAUUCAGGACAGUGUUAUAGCCCUCGUAUAUACGAAGGCUCAUUCCAAAGUCAUAGUGACGUGCAGUCAGCCGACCAGGCAGGCACAACGACCAAGAGGACAGAAUCUCACCAACACAAGAAACAUCCAAGUGCUUUAGUAACUGUGACAAAGUUAAACCCCCACCAGAGUGUGGAGUUGGUGUCAAAACCAUUUGAAAUGUCAGACUUCUAUAAAUACAGUGAAAAGAUUCGGCGACAGCGGAUGAUAGAACAGUACCAGCAGCAGCUGAUGGGGGGCUCGCGGUGUUCCACACCCUCCCAGCACUCAUCAGAUUCAGGGGAAACCUCCCACUCAGGUUCUACCUCAUACCGCCACCCUUCAUAUAUACAGGGCUCAUCAGGGCAGGGCUCUCCAUCACAGAGUCCUUUCAGGGCAGGUCCCCCUACAAACUUUGCCACAGCUAGUCGACAGAUGUCACCCUACCUUGCCCACAAGCGAGAAGGAUAUGACCAGUCGUCACCGUUUCCUAGUCAUGCUUCACCAAAGCUAGUUAAAGAACACAGUACUCACGUGCAAUAUACAGUGCAGACAGCGACAGGAGGACGUGUUUAUAAAUCUGUGCAGACAACCACACAUACACAGUACAAACCUUUAACACCUCAAAAGUGUGACCCAGUGAGGAACCAGACUGCCACCCCUGUGACCUCUGCACCAUCCACUCGCACACCCAGUGCAAGGCAUAGAGAAGUGAAAGACAUCAGGGACCAGAAAAUCCAGCGAAAAGCCCGGGAUAGAGAUCAUCGACGGAGCCAUGUUGAACCACAAGUGUCCUGUUUAGAUACAACAUUUUCUGCCUUAGAGCCUAUGGACAAUGUAGCUAAUGAUUUCAGUGAGGAAAUGAUGGCUUGGUAUGAUGAUAGUAGUAACAUCGGGAAGAAACCGUCCUAUGUAUGAUCUAAUGUGUUAUGUAGUCAAGUGCUAUACCUACAGACCAAUUUCUCUAAAACCUCUUUGAUAUAUAUUUCUCAAUUAUUAUAUUCUUUUGCCUGUUGUAACCAUUGUUAUGUAAUUAAUACCAUGAUAUCAAAAAAUGGCAAUUUCCCUUUUUUCUUCAUUUAGAACAAACCCAAGGAUAAAUUUAUUUGGAAUUAUCUCCCCUUUUUUUGUUAGAAGUCAGGGCUUUGAGUUAUUAUUUUUUUUUUUUUGGGAAAAUUUAAAUAACAACAAGGAAUAGCCAACAUAGAAAUGGUGAAAUCUUAAUCGGGAUCGAGUUUUAUCUCCUGAAGUGAUUUUAUUGUACACUGCAAUGUUUCUUAGUAUGAAAUCAGUAAAAAUUUUAUCCAUGAACAACACUUGAGAACAAAUAUUUUUUUAACUUGUAGUGUUCUUUUUAAGGUUUAGCAGAAACUUUGAAUUAGUGGAUUGUUAAAUUUGUGACUCUAUAUUUUUACGCUUCUUUUUUAAUGGACAAAUUUAUUCGUCUUAUAAUGGCAAUUCAAUUAGUGUGUAUGCACCUAGAUUAUAGAUUUUCAAAUUUGAUUCAUUAGUUUUUAAACUUAAUUCAGAUAUAAUUUUAUGAAAAGAUAAUAUUUGUUUACAACAAACUUGUCUCUGCUAUUUUGACAACAAAGAAAUAAUCAACAGUCUUGUCUCCAACAUCCAAAAAGGCAAAACUAUGUUGCAGAUACAUAGUAGACUGCAGUGAUUAUCUCCCUUUGAAUGAUUUGCCUGAUGUUGCUGGUGAGAGAUGUAUAUUUCCAGUCCUAUGUCUUCAGCAUUCAGAUGAAGUAUUUUUUGAGAUUAGACAUACCUAGUCAUAUCAAUAUUUUAUAACUAGAAUAUUAUUAAUUGAUAGAAGACUUUUGUGACUGCUCAAAUAUAUAUACAAAAUAUUCAGUAUGCUAUAUUGGGUGUGUUUAAGUAAGAAAAUAUACACUAUAGUUCGUGUUAGCAAUUUAUAAUAAUCUAGAGUCAGAGAGGUCAACUACCAUCAAGACGGACAACAGGUUUAAGCUUUAUAAAGGUCAGAAAAGCAGUGAUUAUUUUAGGACGGAAAUUUCUAGGAAUGUUUCGGAGCUAUGUCCCUGGAUUUUGUCUAUGGAGUGAUAGGAAAAAAAGAUCUUAUCAAUUUAUUAUGAGGAAAAACAAUAAUUUUAUAUGUAAAGUUGUACUGCAUGAGAUUUGAUGGUAAAAAGUGGUUUGAUUUGAACCGUAGGUAAAUUUAACAUAGACCAGGAAUUUGUCUCCAAUAGUAGUUCUUUCUGACCAGGACAUACUUAUUAUUACAAAUUUCGAGAUAUACCAGUCAUCUAUUUCGUUUGUUUGUAUUUUCAUAUCUAUAUUUAGGUCUCUGUAUUAUUGGACUAAUAGUUUGAGGAAAAUACACCAGUAGAAAAUUGAGAAACUACAUUAAGUGGCAGUGGAUAGAGAAAUCCAGUGUGUUUAUGUGGAUAUGUGGACACAGAUGUAUCAGGAGGAAAACACAACUGUGUGGAUAUUGUGGGGCGAGAGUGGUGGUUGUUUGACUACGUGUGGUGUUUGGGGAGUGUCAGUGUUAUAGCGGGUGUCUGGCAGAAACCUUUUUGAGUGAUAGCAGCACAUGUGUAUUAGAUAGUGAUGAAGUACUUGUUAGUCAUAUUUAAGUGAUGGCAGCUUGUUGGUGAGAUGUUAUGCUCUCAGUCUUUUUAAAACUUGAAAUAUAUAUAUUAAAAAUUCUAUAAGAAUCAAA